AAACAGCCCAAUUAAACGUGGUUCAACCAUUCUUCAUAUUUGCCAUCGACAUAAUGAGUUUCCAGCGUUUGCUGUGGUCGCCUCUUCUUUCUCUGGUAUGUUUCGUACUUAUGGUUCCUGUUAAGAUUCAGCUAGGCUCCUCUCAAGAGUACCGAGUUUGUAAUCUUCCCUUCAGAUGUGGGAAUCUUACAGUCGGUUAUCCAUUCUGGGGAGGUGACCGACCGAGUGCUUGUGGCCAUCCUGACCUGCAACUCUAUUGUGAGAAUGAUAUGCCUAUGAUGAAGAUGAAUGACUUGUCCUACCUUGUUUUGAAUGUGGAUGACAAAGCCCAUAGUCUCAGGAUUGCAAGAGAAGAUUACUUCGAUGGAAUCUGUCCACGUCGAUUUGGUAACACCACCCUCUCUCCCAUGUUCAACUAUACUAAUGAGUAUGAGAUACGUACCAUACUUUACGCUUGCCCGUUAUCUGCUUCUCUUUCUGGACAUUUCACUUGCUCUUUUCCUGGUGCCGCCAAGAAGGAUGGCUAUAUAGAAGAGGGAGCUAAUGGUGCUGGGGCAUGUGCUGUUGGCGUCAUUGUUCCUUUUCCUAAAUCGUUAGUUCUACAAGGAAAAGAGAAUAAAUCGGUUUUGAAACGAGCCCUACAAGACGGAUUUGAGAUCAAAUGGAGUAUAAGUGGCGUGGAAUGUGAGAAAUGCAUUGAGUCUCCAGGUCCGGGAGUAUCUUCAAAUGACCAUAAUAAAUCAGUCUUCAAUAAACCAAGGAAGAUUGCCAUAGGAAUUACAGCUAGUGUUGUGGGGAUUAUAAUUGUCAUCUCAAUGGUUGGCCUGGGACGAUUCUGGAAGAAGAAAACAGAGGAUGAUCAAAGAAUGGAGGCGUUUAUUAGAAAUUGCGGAUCGCAUGCUCCACAAAGAUAUAAUUAUUCUGAUAUUAGAAACGUUACAAAAUCAUUCAGCGAAAAACUUGGCCGAGGAGGCUAUGGUGAUGUUUACAAAGGAAAACUACCUGACGGUCGUCUUGUGGCAGUGAAGAUCUUGAAGGAAUCUAAGGGCAAUGGAGAGGAAUUCAUCAAUGAAGUGGCUAGCAUGAGUAGAACAUCCCAUGUCAAUAUAGUCAGUCUUCUAGGUUACUGCUGUGAGAGGAAUAAAAGAGCUCUAAUCUAUGAAUUUAUGUGCAACGGAUCUUUGGAUAAGUUCAUAUAUACUCAAGAAUCUUUGAGUACAAAUUGCAAUUUGGAGUGGAACACACUUUAUCAAAUCGCAGUUGGCAUUGCUAGAGGACUAGAAUAUUUACACAGAGGUUGUAACACAAGAAUCGUACAUUUUGACAUAAAACCUCACAACAUUCUUUUAGACAAAGACUUUUACCCAAAAAUAUCUGACUUUGGGCUUGCGAAACAAUCCAACCAGAAGGAGAGUAUCAUAUCAAUGUUGAACGCAAGAGGAACUGUAGGAUAUAUUGCACCAGAAGUGAUUUGUAGAAACUUUGGAGGAGUCUCUCACAAGUCUGAUGUCUAUAGUUACGGAAUGAUGAUUCUAGAAAUAGUUGGAGCAAGAAAGAACAUUAAUGUUGGGAUAUCUCAGACAAGUGAAGUAUAUUUUCCAGAUGCUAUUUAUAACCUUCUUGAACCGAGCAAUGAUUUUAAACUUCCAGGUGUUGUCACUGAAGGGGAAAAAGAGACGGCGAAAAAGAUGAUAUUAGUGAGCUUGUGGUGCAUUCAAACCAAUCCAUCUGAUAGACCAUCAAUCAAGAAAGUUGUCGAGAUGUUGGAAGGUAGGCCAGAAAACUUGCAAGUUCCACCAAAACCUUAUUGGUCUUCUCCACCAGGAUCCUUUAAACAUUCUUUCCCGGCAUCUUCAUCAACACAACUUGCAUCAGAGGAAGAACCGUUCAAAGAUCUGGGUGAUAUGUAA
Messenger RNA from Pistacia vera, 1910 nucleotides. Its product is annotated as LEAF RUST 10 DISEASE-RESISTANCE LOCUS RECEPTOR-LIKE PROTEIN KINASE-like 2.4. The transcript is spliced from 3 exons. NCBI's taxonomy places the organism in Eukaryota, Viridiplantae, Streptophyta, Magnoliopsida, Sapindales, Anacardiaceae. Gene Ontology annotation, biological process: protein phosphorylation. The record is from RefSeq and is a predicted model, not a curated record. Gene Ontology annotation, molecular function: polysaccharide binding; ATP binding; protein kinase activity. Bases 54 to 1910 code for a protein of 618 amino acids.